Molecule: messenger RNA, 1374 nt
Organism: Cynocephalus volans (Philippine flying lemur)
Lineage: Eukaryota; Metazoa; Chordata; Mammalia; Dermoptera; Cynocephalidae
Product: collagen alpha-1(I) chain-like
Exons: 3
Coding region: 1-1374 (457 amino acids)
Source: RefSeq, a predicted model, not a curated record
AUGCGGGCUGGUUGUGGGCACUCACAUAGCAAGCGGACUGACGCCAAGAAAAGGCAGAGCAAACAGAGCGGGAGGACCGGCUCCAUUGCCCCUAUCGGAGCCCCGACCCCAUCCGGCCUGGACCACCAAGCUGGCCUCCCCGAGAGAAACCUGAGGUCCCUGGCCUGGAGACACUGGCAUCCUGGCCACUCCGCCAAUUUUUGCACUCCCAGACCAUUUGCCUCUGAGGACACCCUUGCAAAACACACACAGACAUACAUUCGACCCCGAGGUCUCCACUUCAGGCCUACGCACCGCACCGUGUCCCCACAAAUUGGCUCCCCGGAGCAGACCACAGCCCACCCCAGCUUCCGCGCCGGCCCCCCAGGCACAGGAGUCUCCCCAGCCCGACCCUCCGCGCAGCGUGUGUGGGGUCUCGAAGCCCAGAUGGGGGCCCAUGGUCGCUGCCCCCAUGACCUUCCUGAACCCGAAGCUACAGGCUGGAGAGAGGGGCUUGCGGACGUGCCCCCACCCGGCCCCGGAGUCAGGUUUCAGUGGGGCGUCAGCCGACAUCCCUGGACGGCAAACCUCCGUGCCUUCCUCCACUCGCGGAGCCCAGCAGCCCCCGCCCAGAACUCACCUCCGCCCUCCCGACAGCUCGACCCGCGUCCAGCCGCCUCGAUCCCGGCCCGCAGCCGGUGGCCGUGCCCGCCGCGGCGGCCGCAGCCCUCGACGUGCGCCCGGCCCCGCGGCCUCCGGCUCGCUGGAGCCCGCCCGCCGCCCCCUCCCCCAGGCCGGAUGGCCGCGCCGGCUGCGCCGCCGGGUGGGCCCGUGCUCGCAGCCCAGAUGUGCGAGGCCGGGGCGGGGCCUGCCUGCGCGGGCCUCCGCGAGGGGCCCAGCCCGGCCCCGCGUCCAGGGCCCCUCCCUGCGCCCCUCCUGCGCCUCGCGGCCCGGCGCCUCCCCCACUCCGCCGGCCGCCCGGGGGCUGGGGAAGGGGGAAGGGGAGGGAGGGAGAGAGGAAUUCCAGACCCCUCGUCGGCCUCCUGCGGCCUGGCAGCGGAGGGGCUCCCCCCGUCCCGCCCCAGCAGGACCACCUUGGGGCGCAGCCUAGGCCGGCCCAUCUGCGAGGGCUCAGCCGCUGAGCAUGGAGGGCACUGCCCCAGACCCCUCCGUCCCCUCUCCCAGACCCCUCCCCUCUCCCACCCCUGCCUCUGCAGUUCCCCCAGCCCGAUCUCCAAGCUGCAGGAGGCUGGUGAUGGGAGCAUGGGACGUGAGCACCUGGUGGUGCCCCCAGCUGGUUGCCCAGCCCUGCCUGCCCGUUCCAAGAGAUGGGAGUGGGCGGCCUCUGGGACAGAGACCUCCAGAGUGUUCCUCUCUCAGAUUCCUGAGGUGUGA